UCCUUUCGCAUUAUAUCUAGCCCACCAUACUUAGGUACUUGUUACCAACAAGAUUGUUGAUCAGUCUGUAGAUUUGUGCAAUUCGGCCUUAUUUGCCUGCUUAUAAUUAACAAUAAUGUCCGAUUCAGUUUUUAAAGAUGUUCAGAACGCCCCUCCCAUUCAAGUAUUUCAACUUACAAAACUGUUUACCGAGUCAACAGACCCAAAUAAAGUUAACCUAGGAGUCGGAGCAUAUAGGACAGAAGAAGGCAAACCAUGGGUUCUUCCAGUUGUUCAGACAGCAGAGCUACAGAUGGCAAAUGAUAAAACAUUGAACCAUGAGUACUUACCAGUGGCAGGAUUACCAGAUUUUCGUCAGGCUGCUACUCGACUUUUAUUGGGUCCUAGUCACAAAGUUAUAGCUGAAAAUAGGGUAGAAAGUUUCCAAGCUUUAGGAGGAACAGGUGCUUUAAAACUUGGAGCAAGCUUUUUAAAAAAUGUGCUGAAUUUUGAUGUUGUAUAUGUCUCAGAUCCCACUUGGGAGAACCAUAAUGGAGUAUUCAAGGGUGCUGGAUUUUCAGAUGUUAGAACUUACCGCUACUGGGAUAGCGAGACAAGAGGCCUUAACUUCAGCGGAAUGUGUGAAGAUCUUUCCAAUGCACCUGAAAACUCUGUGAUUAUCCUUCAUGGUGUGGCUCACAACCCCACCGGCGUUGACCCUACUAAAGAGCAGUGGACCAAAAUAGCUCAGAUUUGCAAUGAAAAGAAACUAUUUGUCUUUUUGGAUUGCGCAUAUCAAGGAUUUGCCAGUGGAAACUUAGAUGAAGAUGGUUGGGCAUCUCGUUUCUUUGCUGAUCAGAACAUAGAUUUGUUUGUGGCACAGUCUUUCUCUAAAAACUUUGGGCUAUACAAUGAAAGAAUUGGCAACCUUGUAGUGGUUACUAAAGAUCCUAGUAAGUUGGCAGAGAUCAGGAGUCAAAUGGAGAUCCAGAUUCGUAUCAUGUGGUCAAAUCCACCCUGCCACGGUGGACGCAUUGUGGCUACAGUUCUAAACAACAGCACUUACUAUGAAGAGUGGAAAGGCCAGAUUGUGACCAUGGCCAGCAGGAUAAAAAAAAUGCGUCAAGAGCUGUUAGAUAACCUGAAGAAGCUUGGGACACCUGGCAACUGGGACCACAUCACCAAGCAAAUUGGAAUGUUCAGCUACACUGGACUAACAGAGAAACAAGUGGAAUACUUGAAAAGCAAGAACAUUUUUUUGUUAAGCAGUGGUCGCAUCAGUAUGUGUGGACUUACCUCCAAAAAUGUGGCAUUUGUUGCUAAAACAAUGGAUGAAGCUAUUCGUGCAUAUCCCACUUUAAAUUUGUCUGUAAUGGCUGGUGAACCUGGGCCUGGUAAUUAUUAAGAUUUCAUGUUUUUAUCUUUACCUUUUGUUUCACAGUUGUUUAAUUUUUUUACUUAAAUGGUUUUUAAUGCAGUUUUUAUUCCCCAAUACAAAAACUAUAGUGAUGAUUUUAAGGCAAUUUAAAAGAAAAAAUUUAAAUGCUCACUUAUUUUGGAUAAAUAUUUAAACAUAGUAUUCAUGUUUCUGAGGGUUGGUAAAUAACAUUACUAAAACAGACACCCUAUAUACAAGUAUUGCUUUAUUGCACUAAGCAGAAUUGUUUUAAAUAUAAAAAAAAAUCAGUUCCCCUAUAAAUGAAAUAAAAUGUUGAUGUAAUAAGUGUGUGUGAAUGAAUGUAUUAACGAGUAAGUAUUCACCAAUUAUUAAUAAUUAAUCUUUCAUUUCUGUACUUAUCUUUGUUAACAUUAGAUUUUGUGUGAUAAAUUAAAGCAGGGUAUGAAUUUUA
Messenger RNA from Physella acuta, 1829 nucleotides. RefSeq names its product aspartate aminotransferase, cytoplasmic. The record is from RefSeq and is a predicted model, not a curated record. Gene Ontology annotation, cellular component: cytosol. NCBI's taxonomy places the organism in Eukaryota, Metazoa, Mollusca, Gastropoda, Physidae. Gene Ontology annotation, molecular function: L-aspartate:2-oxoglutarate transaminase activity; pyridoxal phosphate binding. Gene Ontology annotation, biological process: L-aspartate biosynthetic process.